AUGAGCGGAUACGGCAGUGCGGGCGGCGGUAUGUCCAGUUCAGUGGACACGGAUGCACUGACGCGCCGUCUCCGGGAAGCCGAGCGAGCACGAGCGGAUGCCGAGCGAGCGCACGCCGACGCGCUCGCUCAACUACGCUCGGCACAACGCUCACCAUUAGACACGCAUAACGUUGAGCAAUUGCAGUCUAGAGCGAGGGAGCUAGAAAAGAAGGCUGCUCUGGAGACGGUGCGUUGUGAAGAACUCCAGUUGGAGUUGUCAGCGGCACUGCGAGCCCGCGGAGCGUCAUCCGGCGCGGCCUGGUCGUCUCCCCCAAACCAGCCCGCAUCCGAGAUAGAACGCAUCAUGGCCAAGAUCGAGCAAGACAACCGCAUCUUAGCGGAACUGGAGCACACUAGAUCCACGACGCAUGGUAUGCAGUCGAGUGGAUCCAACCAAGGUCUCGUGGGAGAGUUCCAUUCGCCGACACCAUCGCCGUUACCUCACUCAUAUACUGGUAGUUCAGGUCAUGCCGUCAUCUGCCAAAGCAACACGAUGCCUACUCUGUCAUCUUUACAUGCGGCUGGACAAUUUACUGCCCCUAGCUCUAAUUCCGUCGCCUAUUCCAUGAGUGCGCACAACCCCACAUCAUAUUCCAAUCCUGUAUCAGCAUACUCAACUAAUUCGUAUUUACCGAACACACAUCAAGUCACCUUUACUAAUCCAGUUACAGCACCUUUAGUGAACAAUAUUAGUCAAAUUUCUAGUACGUUAGCAGGACUGCAGAGCAAUCUCCAGAACAUAACUAGCAAUGUGCCCGGAAUGAACCUUAGCGGUGGAUUGACUGGCGCAGGAAUGACAGGCACGAUCGGUGGAACUGGUUUGACUAGUUGUCUAAACAAUGUACAAACAAGCUUAUCAGGAGGAUUGACUAGUACGCUUGGUGGAAUACAAUCAACCUUAACUGGAGCUUUGGGUAAUCCGCUGUCCAAUAUCACCGGUGCGACUCAACUCGGAACAUUAAAUACAAGUUUGACUGGAACAAAUCCUUAUGGUACUGGGACUUAUACGAAUCCUCUACUGUCAAGUGGAUUAGGUAGCAAUGCUAUGAAUAUAAAAUUAAAACCUUUAGAAGAAAUUGAUCUCGGCAUAGGUAGAUACGGUACUACUACCAGUGGUGUAGGAAGAGUGGCCACACCUGUCACACCACACCAACCUUCUUGGAGUUUAGGAUUAGACAAUCAAUUUGCACCUGAUAGAAUUACCGGUAUGGAUACAGGCUUUAGUCAUGAUCGAAACCAAAGAGCUUUAUCUAGAAUGAUUCCGAACACUACGAUGGAUAUGGACGUUAGGAACACACAUUUUAUGAAUGGAGGGGCAUCAAACGAACCACAAGUGGAUAUGUUGGAUAUACCUGGUAAAGGACGUUGCUGUGUUUACAUAGCACGUUUUUCGUAUGACCCACCAGAUAUUGAAAGCGCUGAGGGCGAACUAUCAAUAUGUGCGGGUGACUAUCUGUUAGUGUGGGGUCCUUUAGACCCAAAUGCUUCAAUGCUGGAUGCUGAAUUACUAGAUGGAAGAAGAGGUCUUGUGCCAGCUAAUUUUGUACAGAGAUUAGUUGGAGAUGAUCUAUUAGAGUUCCAUCAGGUACGUCAUAAUUGUCUCUUGACUAUUAUAUUGUGUAAUUAA
This is a messenger RNA of Diatraea saccharalis (sugarcane borer), 1668 nucleotides long. The record is from the annotation of a GenBank genome assembly. Lineage: Eukaryota; Metazoa; Arthropoda; Insecta; Lepidoptera; Crambidae.